Messenger RNA from Exophiala oligosperma, 2407 nucleotides. RefSeq lists its product as uncharacterized. Gene Ontology annotation, cellular component: mRNA cleavage and polyadenylation specificity factor complex. Gene Ontology annotation, molecular function: mRNA binding. The record is from RefSeq and is a predicted model, not a curated record. Lineage: Eukaryota; Fungi; Ascomycota; Eurotiomycetes; Chaetothyriales; Herpotrichiellaceae. Bases 648 to 1793 code for a protein of 381 amino acids. The transcript has 3 exons. Gene Ontology annotation, biological process: mRNA alternative polyadenylation.
CUCCAUAUGAGGGAGUGUGAUUCAUCUUCGCAAAGAGUCUAAUCCAACAGUAUUACCUCGAAUAUCCGUUCCAUCGCCUUCUUCAACACCUGUCCUUUGCGCGUUAUUUCAUAUACCUUGUCUCAGAUUCGGUAUACCGGACUAGUGGCCUCUGACGGAUUGGCAGCCAACUCCUCGAUCGUCUAGAUUGGCAUAGGAUAUCUUGAGCCAGACGCCCAGCAACCCAUCGCAUCUUUAGAUUCAAAGGCUCUGAACUGGAUCAACAGACUCAGCACGUGGAAGGCAGCAGAGUCCGGAGAGGCCCAUUGACUUACGCGGGCACACUCAAUUUUUCGAACCCUGCUUGGUUGUUGAGGUCCUGGGCACUUGUAUCUAUUCACUUUCGGGAAGACAGCUGGACUGCUUCAUGUAUUAUGACAAACCAAAGGUUCUGAUGAAAGCGACUGGACCAUCCGAUUGAGUCCCCCUGUACGUAUGUCUUGCUGGCACAGGAAUAGAGCGGGAGUUGAGGACAGUCAUUUGGGGCCUGUAUCGCUGUCCUCUUCCUUAUAUUUUGGCUAAUACAGCAUGGAUUUGCAGAACUCAUCUUGUGCAUAACUUUCAGACAGAAAAAAUCGACUUCUUGUUGCGCCUCCACUUCUUUCAAUAUGGCUGCCGAGGAGGAUAACUUUGACAUUGAUAUUUAUGGAGACGGAGAAGGUGAAAUUGGGAAUGGCGAACACAUGGAAUAUAAAGAGGAAAAUGAAGAGAACCUGUUUGCCAUGGAUGCAGAAAAUGAGCAGCAUAUGCAAGCAGAUGAAGACGUAAAACCUAAAAGCGACCCUGAGAACGAGCAGGUUCCUGCGCAAACAUCCCAAGCCCACAGUGGACCAGAAGAAGCCACGCAGAAGCCCAAUGAUACAACGGAUAAGCCCACACCAGUGCCACAGCAAGGUGUAAAACGGAAGGAAACGUCAGACGACAGACCCGUCGACCACGGCGCAACAAAUGCCCUUAUGAUUUCGGAUUUGAAUUGGUGGACCACGGAAGAUGACAUUCGUGGCUGGGCUAAUGAAGCAGGCGCAGAGGACGAGCUGAGAGACAUUACCUUUAGCGAGCAUAAGGUAAAUGGCAAGAGCAAAGGGCAAGUGUAUGUCGAAUUUUCUUCACCUCAAGCGGCAACCGCGGCAAAGCACACAAUAGAAGCCCAGGGCGGCGCUCAACCAGCCGCCCGCAAACACUCUGUCGUUUUCACCAAUGCCACCCAUAACCCCUUCAAAUCACUGCCCAAGGAUGCGCCAACUCGGACGAGGGACGAUAGACCCGUUCGCGGCGGUGGUUUCAGUUCUGGAGCACGUUCAGAUAAUAACUACGGAGGGAAUCAAGGAUUCCGUGGGGGUCGAGGCGGGAAUUACAAUCGUGGCGGCUAUGGUGGACAUGGCCAGUACAAUCGCAAUUUCUCUGGACCCAUGGGAGGUUAUAACAACAAUAACAUGGGCUUUCAAGGGAACAUGGGCAUGAAUAACAAUUACGGUGGUUUCAACCGAGGUGGCAUGAUGGGCGGACCCAUGAGAGGCAACAUGGGCGGCAUGCGAGGAGGUCGGGGAGGCAUGAACCCGAUGAUGGCAAUGGGUGGUGCCAUGGGAAUGGGCAACAUGGGCAUGAAUCCCAUGAUGGCUGGAAUGGGGAUGUCAGGAUUCCAAGGCAAUCAAUUCAACCCCGGCAUGUUCAAUGCAGGCCAAGCCCAAGGCUUUGGUGGUGGUGCUGGUGUCGAUUGGAAUCAACACGGGGCCAAGCGACAACGACAAGAAUAGCCCACUGACUGGACAGAAGGAGGAAUUCAAGAGAGAGCUCGACCACGACAAGGUCUUCGCUGGAACAGGACGUCGCCAUUGACGGGUGGCAACCUCAUUCUGUUAUGCAAUGUAGCAUACUCCGGGAGUUCAGCCCAUGAGAUAAAUUCUACAAAGCAAUACCUCAGGCCGCGAACAAUGCCACGAGACGCAUAUUGGGGGCCGACGAAGACAGGGCGUUAAGCAGCGCUCGAGCUGGUCCUAGCCUUGUCAUGUCAUGGCGAGCGAGGAGAGACUGGGAGCGACGAUGGUUAGAUCCAAUGCCAUGGGCUUCUGAUCAGUGAUCGUGGAAGAUGUAUGCCCAAGAGGAUGCAAGGGAAUGAUACCUGAGCGAUGAGGGUUUACUAAAGAUUAUCAAAAAGCCUGUUGGGGUUGUUGGUGCUUAUGGCACACACUGUGAUGAUAGCCCAUAAUGGGUGGUUUGCUGCUUAUUAUUUGUUACCUCCAGUACUACUAAUAGUACUUGACGUACCUGGCCAGACCUGCUCCAUAUACAGACUACCUUUUAGACUACUUGUAACAACUCCGUAACAUCAUUGAGCUCCAUUGACCGGAAACUAUUGCCAUUUGAUGUU